Molecule: messenger RNA, 1775 nt
Organism: Mesitornis unicolor (brown roatelo)
Lineage: Eukaryota; Metazoa; Chordata; Aves; Mesitornithiformes; Mesitornithidae
Gene: ZRSR2
Product: zinc finger (CCCH type), RNA-binding motif and serine/arginine rich 2
Exons: 10
Biological process (GO): mRNA splicing, via spliceosome
Cellular component (GO): spliceosomal complex; U2AF complex
Molecular function (GO): pre-mRNA 3'-splice site binding; metal ion binding
Source: RefSeq, a predicted model, not a curated record
CCAUCAAAAAUACAGAGCUAUUCUGAAGAAAGAAAAGCGAAAAAAAAAGCGGCAGGCACUUGCAAAACUAAGAGACUCAGAGGCUACGGGAAAAGAUGAAUCGGUGUCUGAGGAGGAAGAGGAGGAGCUGGAAGAAGAUGAGGAAGAAGAAGAAGAAGAAAAAAAACUUGAGGAAGAAAGGCAAAAACUACAUGAGCAGUGGUUGCUGAGAGAAGAAAAAGCCCAAGAAGAGUUCAAGCUUAAGAAAGAAAAAGAAGAGGCUGCAAGAAAACGUCAAGAAGAAGAAGAGGUGAUGUAUCAACUGAGUGUUACAAUUGUGUCUGGCAAUAAGGUAGACUUAGUGUAAUGUCUUUUACUGUUCUGUGGUGGACCCAGUUUUCUUGAUAGGAAGAUCAAAGAAGAAUGGGAAGAGCAGCAAAGAAAAGAGAGAGAACUGGCACAGCAGAAGCAACAGGAGAAGAAAGAGAGAGAGGCAGCUGUGCAGAGGAUGCUGGAUCAAGCUGAAAGCCAGCUGGAGAAUGGUGCAUCCUGGCAUAACCCAGAGCCCCCAGAGAAUAUAGGAACAGAGAAGGAUCGAGCAAAUUGUCCAUUCUAUAUUAAAACAGGUUCCUGCCGAUUUGGAGACAGGUGUUCUCGCAAGCAUAACUAUCCAACAUCUAGUAAGACACUACUCGUCCGAGGGAUGUUCAUUACUUUUGGCAUGGAGCAGUGCCGGAGGGAUGACUACGACACGGACGCAAGUCUCGAGUACAGUGACGAGGAGACCUACCAGCAGUUCCUGGAGUUCUACGAGGACGUGCUCCCCGAGUUUCAGAAUGUGGGGAAGGUUGUUCAGUUCAAGGUCAGUUGCAACUAUGAGCCUCACCUGCGAGGAAAUGUGUAUGUCCAGUAUCAGACGGAGAAGGACUGCCAGGCAGCUCUUGCUCUCUUCAGUGGACGAUGGUAUGCAGGCCGACAGCUUCAUUGUGAGUUUUGUCCUGUGACAAGGUGGAAAACUGCUAUAUGCGGCUUAUUUGAAAGGCAGAAGUGUCCAAGAGGGAAACACUGCAACUUUCUUCAUGUAUUCAAAAAUCCAAACAAUGAGUUUUGGGAGGCCAAUAGAGACAUACGUCUUUCUCCUGAACGGACUAGUCUGUCUAAAAACUCUGAAAGGAGAAACAGAACGAGCCAUCGUGAUGACUAUUACAGCCGCUCAAGGAGAAGGGGCAGCCCAAGCCCUGACCAUUCUUACCGCAGAAAUGGAGAAUCUGAGAGGAAAAAGAAUCGCCGCAAAAACAAGAGAAGGCGCCGGUCUGGGAGGUCGAGAAGUCGAGAAAGGAGGAGGUCUCACAGCAGGGGGAGGAAGAGGAGAGGCCGCAGCCGCAGCAGAAGUCAUAGUCGAACACGCAGCAGGAGCAGAAGCCGGAGUUCCUCUCGAUCCAGGAGCAGGGGUAAAAAGAGAUCGAGCAGCAGAGGAAAAAAUAGUGAGACUCCCAAAACAAAGUGAGAAUUACUUUUAGAAGUUGCUAAUUGAUCAAACGUAGACCUGACAAAGAAACCUUUCCAAUAGGGCACGAGAUAUAUUUGAGUUUCAAAUAAAGUGUUCUUGCACAUUAAAAUGUUUCUUCCUAAUAAAGGAACCUAGUUUAUUGUGUGCUAAGCUUCAGAAAAUUAAAAGUUUAAGUCCUCUAUAAGGUGUGAAUGUCAAGUACUCUAGCUACUCUGUCCCUCUGAAGUGCUGCAACAUCUGGAUGCAUACCGAGUACAAACAGAAAGAGAAGUAAAGCUUAUUUGGU